UAUAAAACCCAUCCCCUGACCUAAUAUAUGUCCCCGGGCGAAGCAACACUUCUUUUCUUUUUGCAGGCCUUUCUUUUACAUGUACACGUUUUUUUAGAUCACUAUAUAAACGGUGUGUUACUUUCUAGGAGACAAAGUACAUACCUAACGUUGGCAAACUUCUUAAAAUCAUGACAUAUAUUUCAAUUGGAGUUUUUCUGUUUGUAUUGCUUUCUGGAUCUAAUGCUUCGCACGAGCAUGAAAAUGGCAUGUGUCUUUCUCAGUACUUGAGUUUAUUUCACGUGAUCUCAGAUGAACGAACGCAAAGGCUUCUACACAAUGCUGAAGCGGAAAGAAAGUUCAGAGAGCUGAAAGAUCAGAACAAAAUUCUUGAAGAAAAAUUGAAUAACAUAACACAUGAGGGUACAUCAAGAAAGAUGGACGAUUCCGUCAUUGUGACAAAGUUUAGACAACUAGAAAAUAAGUUCAAACGUCUUGAAGAAAAACUUAGCACUGGAACAUCCAAACCGAUACCAGAUAACAGACAGGUCGCUUUCUCAGGUACACUCAGCCAACCAAUGCUGAACUCAGAAUUUGGACAGAUCGUAAAAUUUAAUGCUGUGACGACAAACAUUGGAAACGCUUAUGACGUAGCAACAGGAAUUUUCCAGUGUCCAGUUUCUGGGUUAUAUCUGAUUUCAACCACCGUGCUCGGGGACAAGAGCAGUUUUGUGAUUCUCGAAACUCGACAAAAUGGUAAACUAAUCGCAAGGUCGCACUCGGGAAUUGGCGGAUAUGGCCACAAAUCUGGGACAGAUACAAGUGUCAUCCAUGCAAACAAAGGCGACAAAAUUUCUUCCAAAGUCGCAUUUGGCCAUGCUGAUCAUCUUGACCAUUUUUCUAGGUUUACAGCAGUACUUUUAAAAACUGACUAAACGCUAACAAUAUGUAUGAAUUGUAACUAUCACGUUAUAAAUAUAAUUUUAUUGUUGACAAGUUCUAAAAAAAAAGAAGAUCAAGACAAACGAGCUUUUCUAA
Molecule: messenger RNA, 1017 nt
Organism: Ruditapes philippinarum (Manila clam)
Lineage: Eukaryota; Metazoa; Mollusca; Bivalvia; Venerida; Veneridae
Product: complement C1q tumor necrosis factor-related protein 3-like
Exons: 3
Coding region: 171-914 (247 amino acids)
Molecular function (GO): protein binding
Source: RefSeq, a predicted model, not a curated record